Molecule: messenger RNA, 1766 nt
Organism: Clupea harengus (Atlantic herring)
Lineage: Eukaryota; Metazoa; Chordata; Actinopteri; Clupeiformes; Clupeidae
Product: red-sensitive opsin-1-like
Biological process (GO): phototransduction; visual perception; G protein-coupled receptor signaling pathway
Cellular component (GO): membrane
Molecular function (GO): G protein-coupled receptor activity
Source: RefSeq, a predicted model, not a curated record
CCAUGGAGAGAGCUACCUGAGUCCGUUGGCAACCUAGCCCACACCAAGAAGCAACACAGUAAUUGGGAGGACGCAGGACAUCCACAGGCCGUGAGAUACAGCAAAGUUCCAUAAGAAGUCAUUUGAAGUUGAAGACGAACAACAAACAGUACUUUACAGAAGUGAAGACAUACUUUCUUUCAACAUGGCAGAUGAGUGGGGAAAUUCUGUUUACGCUGCCAGAAGACGAGGCGAUGACACGACCAGGGAGACUUCCUUCACAUACACCAACAGCAACAACACUAAAGAUCCUUUUGAGGGGCCCAACUACCAAAUUGCCCCGAGGUGGUGCUACAACCUUGCCACAGUGUGGAUGUUUAUUGUGGUCGUUCUCUCUGUGUUCACUAACGGCCUGGUCCUGGUGGCCACAGCAAAGUUCAAGAAGCUCCGCCACCCUCUCAACUGGAUUUUGGUCAAUCUGGCUAUUGCUGAUCUUGGAGAGACAGUUUUAGCCAGCACCAUUAGUGUAAUUAACCAGUUCUUUGGCUACUUCAUCCUGGGACACCCCAUGUGCAUUUUCGAGGGCUACACUGUGUCUGUCUGCGGUAUCGCUGCUCUGUGGUCCCUGACUAUCAUCUCUUGGGAGAGAUGGGUGGUUGUGUGCAAACCCUUCGGAAAUGUCAAGUUCGAUGCCAAGUGGGCCUCUGGAGGAAUUAUAUUCUCAUGGGUGUGGGCAGCAGUCUGGUGCGCACCUCCCAUCUUUGGCUGGAGCAGGUAUUGGCCUCAUGGUCUGAAGACUUCCUGUGGACCUGAUGUGUUCAGUGGAAGUGAUGACCCAGGAGUCCAGUCCUACAUGAUUGUUCUGAUGACCACCUGCUGCUUCCUCCCCCUGUCAAUCAUCAUCCUCUGCUACAUUGCUGUCUGGAUGGCCAUUCGCGCUGUAGCCGCACAGCAGAAAGACUCUGAGUCAACACAGAAGGCUGAGAAGGAGGUGUCCAGGAUGGUGGUCAUCAUGAUCAUUGCAUAUAUUGUCUGCUGGGGACCAUACACAUGCUUUGCCUGUUUCGCUGCAGCUAACCCAGGAUAUGCAUUCCAUCCUUUGGCUGCAUCCAUCCCUGCCUACUUUGCCAAGAGCGCCACCAUCUACAACCCUAUUAUCUAUGUCUUCAUGAACCGACAGUUCCGCACAUGUAUCAUGCAGCUCUUUGGCAAGGAGGCUGAUGAUGGAUCUGAAACGUCCACAUCCAAAACAGAAGUCUCCUCCGUGGCACCAGCAUAAAUUCUCCAACUCACCCCAUUGCUUGGAUCAAAUUCUUGAGCGCCUGGAAAAGAGAAAUCAAAUGGGACUUUUUGUACAGUGUGUAUUCCAUGUCUAAGAUAUUUUUUGUUUGUUUCACUGAAAUGCUGUCCAUUGAGAAGAAUGGAUGAUGUUCAGUGAGUGUAAAUGCAUCACCCUCUCAAAACUGCAAUCAGUUCUAUGGAUUAGCCUUUUGAGAUUUCAGUCAUCUGCAAGGCCUACUAAAGCCAGCAGUCACAAUAAGGACACAGGACGUAAGUGUGUAUAACCAUCAUCAUAUGUAUGCAAAAAAGGUGCAUACAACAUCAUAUCUGUAUAGGUGACAUGAAGAGGCAACCAGAGAUGGGAGUCCCUGCUCCUUCACAGAGAUGUGGGACAAGAAGGCCUCACAGUUCUGAAAAGAAAAUGCUCAUUUAACAAUCACUGAAAAGCUUGCUUGCAACCUUUGUAAUGUGAAAGGUUUUGUGAGUUGUUGUGCAUUUACAACUUU